CUACGAUCACUGCGUCCUUCCUUCAUCCUCAUCACCUCAACGCCGCCACCAGCAAUUUUGAUCCGGCCGGCGCGAGGAAGCUCUCAUCCCUGACAUGACGCCUUCCUUUCUCGAUGCUCGCAGCCUCCCUCCCCGAUUUGCCGCCCUCAUCCUUGCUCGUCUCCCACUGGAGAUUUCAAGCUAGGUUAGAUGCAUCAACACCCCAAAGCCACCGAACAGCGAGGCGGCAAGCGUAAGACUGUCGAGAAACGGAAACUUCCGGACGAGCAACAACCACAGAAUCAGCAUCAGCACCAGCACCGGCAGAGAAAGAUUUCGGAACUCUUAUCGAGCAGCCCCUCGCAUCACAGAGACCAUCAAUACCCUUCAUCGCCCAAACGCUUUCGAGCGUCAUCCCCCACUUCCGUACAGACCGACGAUACGCCUAUUUCGCCCACGAAAAUGUACAGCUUUUCGAAGUCGGACUCGAAGGUCAAUAAUGUCCUGGGGCAGAAAGCUCCGGCUACUGCCCAAAGACCAAACACCUUCACACCCCACACUGGCGCCAAGAGGCUCGUUGUUAAAAACCUCCGAUCGGGACCGCGAUUGAACCAGGAUACAUAUUUCGAUAAGAUCUGGGGCCAGCUGGCAGUUGCCCUGGAUGCGGUUUUUGAUGGAGGGAAGCCCGCUGCGUCGCUCGAGGAGCUAUACAAAGGCGCAGAAAACGUUUGUAGACAAGGCCGAGCAGCGGUCUUGGCCAAGAAAUUGCAGGAUAAGUGCAAGACAUAUAUAUGCGAUAACCUACAGCAGAGCUUGUUAACAAAAGCAAAAACAAGUUCAGAUGUGGAUACCUUGCAAGCUGUCGUCGAUGCAUGGGCAACGUGGAAUUCUAAGCUGGUUACGAUUAGAUGGAUAUUCUAUUACCUCGACCAGUCGUUUCUUCUACAUUCAAAAGAAUACCCCGUCAUCAAUGAGAUGGGAUUGAUCCACUUUCAGUCGCUUAUUUUUCUAGACGCAGAAUUGAAAGAAAAGAUCCUCCGAGGAUCUUGUAAUCUCAUCGCGGGAGACCGCACAAGCGAAGGGCUGAAACAGCAAGCUGAGUCUGAUCUUCUAAGAAAGUCGAUUGCGUUAUUUCAUGAUCUCGGAGUGUAUUCGCGCCACUUUGAACCUCUUUUCCUCCAAGAAUCCGAAUCUUAUUUCAAAUCAUGGUCUGAAAAAGAGGCAAGCAGUCAGUAUCUUGCCAAUUACGCAGAGAACAGCCAUCGCCUUAUACAGCAGGAGCUGACGAGGUGUGAACUUUAUGCUCUGACUCAGAGUACACAACAGAGCUUGACUGUACUUUUGGAUGACCAUUUAGUACGAGAUAAGCAGGCUAUAUUACUGGCUGAGUCGGAUUUAUUAGGUCUGAUGACUACUGAAAACAAACACGCUUUGGAACAAAUAUAUUCUCUGUUAGAACGCCUUAGGCUUGGCUCGCAACUAAAGACUUGUUUCGGCAAAUACAUUGAGGAGCAAGGCUCAACGAUCAUCUUCGAUCCUGAGCGGGAAAGCGAAAUGGUAGCUCGCUUGCUGGAGUUCAAGGAGCAGCUUGACCAUACAUGGGCCGGAUCUUUCCACAAAGACGAAGCACUAGGUCAUACUCUUCGCGAAGCUUUCGAAAGCUUCAUGAAUAAGAGCAAGAAGACCGAGUCCAACUGGGGAACAGACAAUUCCAAGACCGGUGAAAUGAUUGCCAAAUAUGUGGAUAUACUUCUCAAAGGCGGCCUCAAGGUAAUCGGAAAGCAAGCAGAUGAUUCCGGUCUAGCGGAUGAAGAUACAGAAAUCAACAGACAACUCGACAAGGUAUUAGAAUUGUUUCGAUUUGUUCACGGGAAAGCAGUGUUUGAAGCAUUUUACAAGAACGACCUUGCGCGUCGACUGCUCAUGGGCCGAAGUGCGAGUGAUGAUGCAGAAAAGAGCAUGUUGGCUAGGCUGAAGACUGAAUGCGGUUCCAACUUCACUCAUAAUCUCGAGGCGAUGUUCAGAGACAUGGACUUGGCGCGUGACGAGAUGACAUCGUACAACUCAUAUCAAAGCCAGCGUCGACACCGACUAGGCCUCGACCUCAACGUGAGUGUUUUAUCAUCAGCAGCAUGGCCAACUUAUCCGGAUGUGACGGUCCGCAUCCCUCCCGACAUUGCAAAGGCAACAUCAGACUUUGAGCAAUAUUACCAUACCAAACACAAGGGCCGCAAAUUGCACUGGAAACACCAACUAGCACACUGCCAGCUGCGAUCACGAUUCGACAAGGGAAAUAAAGAGAUUGUCGUCAGCUCCUUCCAGGCAAUUGUGCUGCUACUAUUCAACGAUGUAGCAGAGGGCGAAACCCUUACUUAUGUACAGAUCAAGGAAGCCUGUGGACUUUCGGAUCGCGAGUUGACGAGAACGUUACAAUCACUAGCAUGCGCCAAGUACCGAGUCCUCCUCAAGAAACCCAAGGGCAAGGACGUUAACGAAACGGACGUAUUCUCCUUUAAUGCGGGGUUCCAGGACCAGAAGAUGCGAAUCAAAAUCAACCAGGUGCAGCUCAAGGAGACGAAGGAAGAGAACAAGACGACGCACGAGCGCGUGGCGGCCGAUCGACACUAUGAGACACAAGCGGCGAUUGUCCGCAUCAUGAAGAGCCGCAAGCUGAUCACACACGCGGAGCUCGUGGCGGAAGUGAUCAAGGCGACGCGCAGCCGUGGUGUUCUAGAACCGGCGGAGAUCAAGAAGAACAUUGAAAAGCUUAUUGAGAAGGACUAUAUGGAGCGUGAGGAGGGGAACAAAUACAGCUAUCUCGCCUAGAGUACAGGUUUCGUAGUCUUACAUAGAAAUAUUCACUAAUUGUCCUUUUAUCUCGCCGUA
Messenger RNA from Talaromyces proteolyticus, 2865 nucleotides. Its product is annotated as putative ubiquitin ligase subunit CulD. Gene Ontology annotation, biological process: DNA damage response; ubiquitin-dependent protein catabolic process; protein ubiquitination. The coding region runs from base 190 to 2805 and encodes 871 amino acids. The record is from RefSeq and is a predicted model, not a curated record. Gene Ontology annotation, cellular component: Cul4-RING E3 ubiquitin ligase complex. The transcript is spliced from 5 exons. Gene Ontology annotation, molecular function: ubiquitin protein ligase binding. Lineage: Eukaryota; Fungi; Ascomycota; Eurotiomycetes; Eurotiales; Trichocomaceae.